CUUCCGUUGCGUCGAGUGCCAUGUGUGGGCGUACGGCUUGAUGGCAGCACACUGGAAGCGACUCCUUUCUUGCCGGGUAUCGGAGCGAAAUGAUCUCCGCACCCCCAGAUAAACAUGAAUAGUGUGGUUUUUGCCAGGAAAGUCCACUCGCUCUUCAAGUCUUGUAAUCGUCAUUACGCCCAUGCGACGAAGCACAGCACUGACAGGAGCACAAGGAUGAUGCAGUCUUUCAAAGGAAUUCCUGAGCUUUGCCUGCAUGUACCAAGACCCUUAUGGCUUAUACCAGCCUCCAGAAUGGUGCGAUGAUGUGGGCGGCACCUGCGAGCCUUCGUACAAUAUAGCUCCCACAAGCUAUUGCCCGGUGCUCGUCGACCACAGUAAGCUUGAGGACGGCAUGCCACCUAAGAGGGUGUUGGCCCCUAUGAGGUGGGGACUCCUGCCAAGCUGGUAUCAAGGAGGCCUGGCAGACUUCAAGCUGAACACAUUCAACUGCCGGGUGGAGGGCUGCCAGAGACGAAACUGUUACCAGCCUGCCAUUGCAUCGGGCCGCCGUUGUGUGGUCCUUGCCGAAGGUUACUUUGAGUGGAAGAAGCCCUCGUCUGGCGAAAAGAAGGAGCCAUACUUCGUCUAUUUCAAGCAGCCAGCAGGCAUCUCUAUGGUCACGCGGGACUGGGACUGUGAUGGAAAGGAGAAUCUCCUCCAGGGUGGCUGUUGGCGAGGUCCCAAGCUGCUGACAAUGGCGGGCAUAUUCGACAAAAAUGCAGGUGUCUACUCAUUCAGCAUCUUGACCAUGCGUGCCCCUGAAUACAUGGCUUGGCUCCAUGACAGAGUGCCUGUCGUGCUUGAAGAAGAAGCGGUCAAUGCCUGGCUGGACCCAGUUCAUGACACUAUGCAGCUGAUUCAAUCAGUUCAUUUUCCAAGCACACUUGACUGGCACCAGGUUGGCAGCCAAGUUGGGAACACCCGUAACAAAGGCAUGGACUGCGUUCUUCCCGUUAAAAAGACGGAAAGCAAGCAAAAGCGAAGCGUGUUGGAUGCCUGGCUUCUCAAAGUGACAACAGAGAAAGCUGGGCCUAGCACAAGCACCAGCACACGAAGCCAGUCUCCUUUGAAUGCUGAACCAAAGGACGAACCUGCACUGCAGGUGAAGGGAAAGCCAGGGCCACAAGGAGCAGCGGUACAAGUCAAGGAAGAGCCAGGGGUUCAAGAAGCAGCUUCAGAAGAAAAGCAAGAAGGAAGUGCUCAAGGAAAAGAGGCAUCAGCGCAGCAGCCAGCAACUGAAAUGAAAGUGGAGGCAAAGGAGCUAGUCAAUGCUGAAUCAGUUAUGCAACUGAAGGAAGAGGGAGGAGUACAACAACAACAAAAAAAAAGGCGAUUGGACUGAUAGAAAAAAUGUACAGUUACAAGGUCACAUCUGCAGUCAUUUGUAGCUCUCUUUUUUCUUGAAGCUCUUUAAUGCAGAUCAAAUGCCCGUGUUUAAAUACAGUGCAUAAGUUCAAAGUACCUGAAUAGUAUAAUGUUACUGUGAUAUUUUUAUUUUCAUGACAGCAAGGAUUGUAAGCCCCAGUCAUUGCACAGUUUACGGCAGUGUAUGAAUAUUCUUCAUGAAAAGUAUUACUACUACAAUUUUUAGUGCACUACAGUUUUUAGUACAGUGUGUUCAAAUAAAUUUGCAUUAUUGUUUUA
Molecule: messenger RNA, 1686 nt
Organism: Rhipicephalus microplus (southern cattle tick)
Lineage: Eukaryota; Metazoa; Arthropoda; Arachnida; Ixodida; Ixodidae
Product: abasic site processing protein HMCES
Biological process (GO): protein-DNA covalent cross-linking repair
Molecular function (GO): single-stranded DNA binding
Source: RefSeq, a predicted model, not a curated record